Molecule: messenger RNA, 638 nt
Organism: Pieris rapae (cabbage white)
Lineage: Eukaryota; Metazoa; Arthropoda; Insecta; Lepidoptera; Pieridae
Product: membrane-associated progesterone receptor component 1
Exons: 3
Coding region: 46-564 (172 amino acids)
Cellular component (GO): membrane; endomembrane system
Source: RefSeq, a predicted model, not a curated record
AUAACUCAGUCCACUUCAACCGCUUGCAAAACGCACACGCUCAAAAUGGCCGAAACGGACACAUCUAGUUUUUGGGACGAAUUAACGAGCCCCCUUAACCUGGUGCUCAUAUUUUUCAUUGUGUACCUUUUGUAUAAGAUAAUAAGGUCGCAAUUCGAAACAAUUGAGCCGGUGAAUAUCCCGCCGCCGAUGCCGAAGCUACGGAAAGACAUGACAGUUGCCGAGUUGAAAAAAUACGACGGCACAAAUGAAGAUGGCAGAGUGUUAUUAGCUGUUAAUGCUAUUAUAUUCGAUGUAACUGCGGGAAAACGAUUUUAUGGACCAGGAGGUCCAUACGCUGCGUUUGCAGGACGUGAUGCCACACGUGGUCUUGCCACUGGUCAGGUAGCUGGAUCCGAUAACGAAUACGAUGAUAUCAGCGAUCUAGGAGCUGAUGAAAUUGCAUCAGCAAAGGAAUGGGAAGACCAAUUCAGGGAAAAGUAUCACAUAGUUGGGAAACUGUUGAAGCCUGGUGAAACACCAACUAAUUACGACGAAGAGACUGAUGACAAGAAAUCACAGUAGUUUUAUUAUAAUUGUGAUAUUAUUUGGGUAAUGUUAUUUUUGUUUGUAUUGUAAAAUAAACCAUUUAUAUUGUU